GAGUCUGUUAUUUAAUAGUCGUGGUUGUGUUUUCCAUAGCAGCGAGUAUAAACACAUCAAGCCACAGAAUUGAAUCAUCAUAGGAGGCAGAAAUAACCCAAGCUCUGAGUUGACGGAGAAAGCAGAUACAGCAGAGAGAAAAAAAGACACAAAAUGGCUCCAUCAGCCCUCUCAGAUCUCCAGUCCGGAAACCUACCCACAACCCAAAACGCUCUCUCUUCCUAUCGAGGGUACGACCAUGUACACUGGUACGUCGGAAAUGCCAAACAAGCAGCGACCUUUUACAUAACCCGUAUGGGGUUUGAGCGUGUUGCUUACCGCGGUCUCGAAACGGGUUCUCGCAGUGUUUGUUCUCAUGUCGUGCGAAACGGCAGUAUAACUUUUGUGCUCACGUCGCCUUUGCGGUCACCUUAUAAUACUGAGAAACUUAAUAGAUUGUUUCCCGGCGAAAAAGAGCGAGAGCAUGUGAAGGAGAUUCAUGAGCAUUUGGCGAAACAUGGUGAUGCAGUCAAGGACGUCGCGUUUGAGGUAGAUUCGGUCGAUGAUGUUUACAAUGCCGCUGUGCAGAACGGCGCGGUUGCAGUUUCGCAACCCCGAACUUUAGAAGAUGAGAAUGGCCAAGUGAAGGUUGCCACUAUCAGGACAUAUGGGGACACAACGCACACUUUGAUUCAACGGAGGGGCGUCGCAUCGCCAUAUACCGGUGUCUUCUUGCCUGGAUAUAGGGAUGAGACUGGUUCCGGCAGCAGUGAUCCCAUUGCAGCUUUGCUGCCAAAGGUUGAUUUGAAGAGGAUUGAUCAUUGUGUUGGAAAUCAAGACUGGGAUGAGAUGGAAAAAGUUUGCGCAUACUACGAAAAAGUACUUGGAUUCCAUCGUUUCUGGUCAGUAGACGACAAAGAUAUCUGCACAGACUACUCCGCCCUCAAAUCAAUCGUAAUGUCCUCCCCCAACGACAUCGUCAAAAUGCCCAUCAACGAACCCGCACACGGCAAAAAACAAUCCCAAAUCGAGGAAUAUGUCGAUUUCUACGAUGGAGCCGGUGUGCAACACAUUGCACUACUAACGGACGACAUUAUCAGUGCAAUCACAAACCUGAAAGCGCGAGGGGUGGAAUUUAUCAAAGUGCCAUCGACGUAUUAUGAUAAUAUGUGGGUGCGGCUUAAGAAGGCGGGAAUGAUGCCCAAGGAGGCUUGGGAGGAUAUCAAGAAACUGGAUAUUUUGAUUGACUUUGAUGAGGGUGGUUACUUAUUGCAGCUCUUUACAAAGCAUCUCAUGGAUCGACCAACUGUCUUUAUUGAGAUUAUUCAGCGCAAUAACUUUUCGGGGUUUGGUGCUGGUAAUUUCAAGUCGCUGUUCGAAGCUAUUGAGCGUGAACAGGCGUUGAGAGGAAAUUUGGUCUAAUCUUUUUGCUUGUUAGCAUUCUCUUCUGAUGUUCAUGUCUACAAAGAUAUGUACCUACGGAGCAUAUGGAAUACUUUCAAACUGAACAUAAUGACUGAUUUUAAAUGCCUCGUGGAUUUAGCGUGGGCCAAACGUUGCAUGCAUCAGAAAUUAGGGCUACUUAGUCUGAUUCGGGGAUAGCUUCAGUUCCAAGGCUGACUUCCGCCUGUGCGUUACUGGGCAUUAAUGCUUGAUUGAGCAUACAAAUUGGCAGUUUGGCAGUCUU
This is a messenger RNA of Talaromyces stipitatus ATCC 10500, 1666 nucleotides long. RefSeq names its product 4-hydroxyphenylpyruvate dioxygenase, putative. Bases 154 to 1401 code for a protein of 415 amino acids. NCBI's taxonomy places the organism in Eukaryota, Fungi, Ascomycota, Eurotiomycetes, Eurotiales, Trichocomaceae. Gene Ontology annotation, molecular function: 4-hydroxyphenylpyruvate dioxygenase activity. The transcript is spliced from 4 exons. Gene Ontology annotation, biological process: L-tyrosine catabolic process. The record is from RefSeq and is a predicted model, not a curated record.